Messenger RNA from Lottia gigantea (owl limpet), 1348 nucleotides. RefSeq lists its product as hypothetical. The transcript has a single exon. Gene Ontology annotation, molecular function: GDP binding; GTP binding; GTPase activity. Gene Ontology annotation, biological process: signal transduction. Gene Ontology annotation, cellular component: plasma membrane. NCBI's taxonomy places the organism in Eukaryota, Metazoa, Mollusca, Gastropoda, Lottiidae. The record is from RefSeq and is a predicted model, not a curated record. Bases 22 to 618 code for a protein of 198 amino acids.
AGAUCAGUUCGGUUGCGAGUAAUGCCAGAACAGAGCAAUGAUUAUAGAGUGGUGGUGUUUGGGGCUGGUGGCGUGGGUAAAAGUUCACUAGUGUUACGAUUUGUGCGGGGAACAUUUCGGGAGAGUUAUAUUCCUACUAUAGAAGACACUUAUAGACAGGUCAUCAGCUGCAAUAAACAAGUGUGUACAUUACAAAUUACAGAUACAACGGGUAGUCAUCAAUUUCCGGCAAUGCAGAGACUUUCUAUAUCUAAAGGACAUGCGUUUAUUUUAGUGUAUUCAAUCACAAGUAGGCAAUCUUUAGAAGAGUUGAAACCCAUAUUUGGAGAAAUUUUGGAAAUUAAAGGAGACAUUGAGGGAAUUCCUGUAAUGUUAGUGGGCAAUAAAUGUGAUGAAACUCUCCGUGAAAUUACAACGCACGAGGGAGCAGAACUUGCCAAGAAAUGGAAUUGUGCUUUUUUAGAGACUUCCGCCAAAACUAAUCAUAAUGUUAAGGAGUUAUUCCAAGAACUUCUGCAAUUAGAGAAACGCAGGACUAUGUCUCUUCAGUUGGAGACGAAGAAAUCAAAGUCACAAAAAAGAAAGGAGAAAUUAAAGGGGAAGUGUGCUUUAAUGUGAUGUAAAUUGUUAGUGGACUUUGUUAGUAGAAUUUGUUAAUUUAUUAUACUAGGUGAUACAAGUUAAUUUAUUAUAAAAGGAAUAUCUGAGGAUUAACUUACUGCCUUCUUCAUGUAUUCACUGUAGUUACUAGGUAGUAUAGGACCUAGAUCAUUCAUUGUACAUUCAGAACUAGAUCUGGAUAGGGCAUUUAUAAUGGCAGGCCACAUUUCACUGGACACAUCUAGAGUUGGGCAAUAUGACAAUAUUGGAGGAGUCCAUUGCUAUACAGCUUUUACUCUCAAUUUUGCCAUUCUUCGGACGAGAAUUGUCUUGAUUGUAGAGAUAUAAACAAACGAUACUAUAUGACAAAGUUUAUGUAUAUUACUAUGUCUUUGCAAUAUAACCUGCCAUGAUCAAGAUCUGUCUAUCUUGCGAUACACUGAAAAAUCCCAUAUCACCCAACUCUAGGCACAUCCUAGUGUCAAACAACUUAGCAGUAUGUUCAGUUAAUUGUGUAGUUGUUAAUGAGUAUCUCAAGGAAGAAAGAAAUUAGCGCUGUAAAAAGUUUUUAGAAUUUUUGGUUUUUGUUCAACAGUUUUUAACAAUUGUUUAUCACAAAACUGCAAAUAAAAGCUAAAAAAUUUUUUAAUGUUUUAGAGGUAACUUAUCUAGACCCAAACCGGCUGUUCUUAUCAGAUCCUUGACAUUUAUUUUGUGACAGCGAUAUAGACAUGCUCUUCAAAACAUC